Molecule: messenger RNA, 2972 nt
Organism: Oncorhynchus gorbuscha (pink salmon)
Lineage: Eukaryota; Metazoa; Chordata; Actinopteri; Salmoniformes; Salmonidae
Product: galactosylgalactosylxylosylprotein 3-beta-glucuronosyltransferase 1
Exons: 6
Coding region: 1195-2202 (335 amino acids)
Biological process (GO): carbohydrate metabolic process; chondroitin sulfate proteoglycan biosynthetic process
Cellular component (GO): Golgi membrane
Molecular function (GO): galactosylgalactosylxylosylprotein 3-beta-glucuronosyltransferase activity
Source: RefSeq, a predicted model, not a curated record
GACCAUAUACUCACCCUAUCAAGCAUAUACACUCCCUACCAAGCAAAUACCCUCCCUACCAAAUUACCAGGUCAGAGGCAAUUUGCAUUCAUACGAUGCCUUAAUAAGACUGGGCCCCUGCUGUUCUCUCUAAAAAUAAAAUAAACAUCUUUGCAGUUCAUUUGAUCUUCCAUCACAAACGUCUAAAAAUAUACACCCAGUCGCAUCUGCAGCCGACCAAUAUUUGAGCUGCAGCCUACACAGACAACCUGGCUCAGUUUAGCGUUCCAUGGCAUUCAUUAAUUCAUUUGUCAUUCAUUAAUUCCCAUGAUUUUGGAUGAGAGAGGAUGCUAAUUGUUUCAUAACAUCACCAUCUCCAUCCACAGCACCAGACUCUUAUCAAGUGACAAGGCUGUAUGCGUUUCUCCCAGUCUCCACAUCUUAGGGAGAAAUGGAAAUAACCUGUCACUGCCACAUAUACCUCCUGUAAACAGGACCCUCUGGGCACAGACAUCAGUUCAAUGUUUAGUUUUGAUUUACAUUUGAUUGAGUUGUCAAAUACCCUAAAUUCAACAUGAAAUCAAAAAAAAAAUGUCACCAUGUCAUUGGAUUUAGGUUAAAAUGCCCUUUUGUUGAUGACUUUUUACAAAUCCAAUACGUUUUCCAUGUUGACUCAAUGUCAUCACAUCGAUUUUUUGGGGGGUUGAAAUGACAUGGAAACAACGUUCAUUCAACCAAUUUUUGCCAAGUGGAGAAUGACGUUGAUGGGAGUUCUGUACUAUAGUCCUCUGCUGUGCCUGCUCUUGAACAGUAGUUCUGUGAUGGUUGAGACAGGGAUAUUACAUUGUGGAUGCACAUGCAGCUGAGGUAGAUUGAUUGGCAACCUUGUCAGUACAGUUAUUGAUGCCUAGAGUUGGUCUGAAUGGCAUCCUAAUGUGACUGAUGUCAUGUCUUCCUAUAACGUGACUGACGGAUGACGUCAUGCGGUGACUAAGCCCUGGCCAGUUGUCUUCCAUCCAGGUCUUAGGGUGGUGUUUCCUGGCUGUAUGAGGAGGAGGCAUGGCUUGCUGAGAUGUCGUGGACGAUCACAUCACUCUGCUCGACGUGCUGCUGCUGUGCGGGCCUGGCUCCUCCAGCUGCACCACUGCAUCACUGAUGGUGCCAUGAUCCAGCUCUAACUGUGGGUAAUGACGAGACAUAAAACCAAUCCUGGAGAUGCCGAAGAGAAGAGACAUUCUUGCCAUCGUGUUGAUAGUGUUACCGUGGACUCUGCUCAUCACCGUUUGGCACCAAAGUGCAAUCGCUCCGCUGCUCGCCAUCCGCAAGGAUGAUGGAGCCGACGGAGGACGGAGGGACGUGGGCCAGGCCAGCGACUCUAAGGAGUACUGCUCCUCUGAUAAGGACAUAGUUGAGGUGGUGAGGACGGAGUACGUGUACACACGGCCGCCACCAUGGUCCGACGUGCUGCCCACCAUCCACAUCAUCACCCCAACCUACAGCCGCCCGGUCCAGAAGGCAGAGCUGACGCGGCUGGCCAACACCUUCCUCCACGUGGCCAACCUGCACUGGAUCCUGGUGGAGGACUCUCAGAGAAGGACCCCGCUGGUCACACGCAUGCUCAGGGAAACGGGCCUCAACUACACCCACCUGAACGUGGAGACUCCCAGGAACUAUAAGCUGCGUGGGGACACGCGGGACCCCAGGAUACCCCGGGGCACCAUGCAGAGGAACCUGGCGCUGCGCUGGCUCAGAGAGACCUUCAAUUCCAACAGCAGCCAGGCGGGCAUUGUCUACUUCGCUGAUGACGACAACACCUAUAGCCUGGAGCUAUUUGAGGAGAUGAGGUCAACAAGGAAGGUAUCUGUAUGGCCCGUGGCCUUCGUUGGUGGUUUGCGCUACGAGUCGCCCAAGGUCAACGCAGCGGGCAAGGUGUACGGCUGGAAGACUGUAUUCGACCCUCACCGGCCCUUUGCCAUCGACAUGGCAGGCUUCGCCAUCAACCUGCGGCUCAUCCUCUUCAAGCCCCAGGCCUACUUCAAGCUGCGGGGAGUGAAGGGAGGCUACCAGGAGAGCAGCCUGCUCCGAGAGCUGGUCACACUCAAUGACCUGGAGCCCAAAGCUGCUAAUUGCACUAAGAUUCUCGUUUGGCACACUAGGACAGAAAAACCUGUCCUUGUAAAUGAGGGGAAAAAAGGAUUUACAGACCCCAACGUCGAGAUUUGACGUUGUCUCCCCGGGCAAUGGUGGUUGUCUAAUAUGGACCCUGAGAAGAAAAAGAGGCCAUCUCCCAGUGCAAACAGUGUUCAUGUCUUAAUCAUCUCAGAAAAGACUGCCUCGGGAGCAAAAUCCUAAUCCCCUUGACUGAAACUAAACACUUUUAAUAUUGAGAUUAAAACAGUACAAAUGUAUCAUAUUAAAGCACAGAUUAGUUCAAGAUGGCAAUAUUUAUCAGGUUAAUUGUUGCUAGCAGCACCAACAUCAAGCAGACGGUGAGAGCUGAGUCAUUAAGGAUCAACGGGAGAUGCUCUCGGAACCUGCAUGGUACCAUACUGCGUCUGUAGUGUCCUAACACGAGACAGCACAACACAAACAUUGCAGGGAGAGAGGGAGUUAAGCAGCCAAUGAGAUGGAACAUUACUGGCCUGAACAGGCUAAUGAGAUAUCCAUUGUCUUGCCCUCUAUAGACGUGGAUCUACAGGGCAGGGGAUGAGAUCUUGAGAUCUUAGUAGGGUCUGUAAGAGACUGGAGGAUCUGAUUGAACACUGAGCCCCUGGACACCUUUAAUAGACAUGUACUGAAAUGUCCUCCACGUCUUCAGACCGAACAAUAAUGGAGAAUCCGAGCAAGUCAUCUCUCAGAAAAUCAAUUCUACUUUCAGCAAACACUGAAAUUUCAAAAGGGAAGGAAUGUCCUUUUUGUAUAACUAAAACUGUCUGCUUUUAUUUAAUUUGUUUGUUUUUGGUGUUUAAAUACAUUUUCUUGCUAGUUCAAUA